UUAAUAAUGUUGGUUUUUACACUUCUAUUUUGAAUAUAUGGAGUACUCCGCAUUACGCCAUGCAAAGUUUCAUGAAUGGUAACCGUAGAAACGUGUCCCAUAGUUUGCAAGGGAAUUCUGAUGUAAAACCUUUAGAGAAAGAAGACAUAGUGCGACUGAUGAGAUUAAUCCUGGAAUCUUUAGAAGUGUCUAUACAUCUUUGCAAUACUUUCUUAAACAGCUUUGGUCCAAGUCGGCUCAUGGACAUAUUGGACCAACUGUUGCCAACAGCAUAUGUGGUCAAUACAGCAUACUGGCCGCUUUAUCAAACUGAGACAGGAGAUAGCAUUUGUAUAUGUAAUAUAUUCAACAUCAAUUGUCCCCACAUGCCAGGAGGUUUAUCAUGGAUCGAUUUAGAUCGCCCAAUAAACGAGUCGGUUAACUUUAAAGAAGGGAAUGGAAAUAUAACUCUCACGGUAACAAUUGACUUGCAUAUGAUUAUUUCAAAAGAAGUUUCAAAAAUCCUGUACAUUAAUUCUGCAGGAUGUGCGGAUUAUAAAUAUUCAAAAAUGUAUGAAAUCUACUUGAAGUUUAAAACAAAAAAUUGUUGGAUAGAUGCCAUAGAUGACUUUGAGGAUAAUGUAAUCAAGUGCCAGUUAAGAUUCGAGUUAGUAAAACCAAAACUAGAUUUCAAUACCUUUUGCUUAUGGCUCACCCCACAUCCACUCUUUAAUCCACUAUAUGGUAAACAUUUUUCCUGCUUGCUGGAUAAUGUGUUAUUUAAUGUCUAUCCAAAUAGCUUAAUAGUUACUUGGGAUAAAUGUCCCAAGUACACACUAAGAAUUACGGAAAAAUAUGUGGUUAAAGACUGGGAAACACUUAGAAUGGAAGAUGUUGGACUAGAUGGAUGCCAGAGACCCUAACAAAACAAAAAGUAAUAGAAUAUGAUCGAUCAGUACUGUUUCUAUGUAGUGGGAUAUUUUUGUUAUGAAGCAGUAUUGUGAUGUCGUACAGGAUUUUCCAAGGAAAAAAGAGUGCAGUAUUUUAUAUUUUGCCUACAUUACUUUAUUUUAUAUAUUGGUCUGAGAAUUGUUUACCUUCAUUUGUUGCUAGCCCUUUGUUCAGUGAAAGAUACUGCGCUUUUUUAUUUUAUUACAAUUAUUAUGAUAAUAGUUGCAAUAAUAAUAUUUCAUUUUGCAUUCAAUAAAAUAUACA
Messenger RNA from Anoplophora glabripennis (Asian longhorned beetle), 1194 nucleotides. RefSeq lists its product as uncharacterized. The transcript is spliced from 4 exons. NCBI's taxonomy places the organism in Eukaryota, Metazoa, Arthropoda, Insecta, Coleoptera, Cerambycidae. Bases 60 to 902 code for a protein of 280 amino acids. The record is from RefSeq and is a predicted model, not a curated record.